Messenger RNA from Copidosoma floridanum, 1506 nucleotides. RefSeq lists its product as uncharacterized. Lineage: Eukaryota; Metazoa; Arthropoda; Insecta; Hymenoptera; Encyrtidae. The record is from RefSeq and is a predicted model, not a curated record.
AUGGAUCCUGACCUUCAAGAGCACUACGUGGCAUUCAUGAGCGAAUACAUCCGAUUAGGCCACAUGCGUCCAGUGUCGGAGCAGGAGAUGGAGAACUGCCCUCAGAGGGUUAACUAUAUACCUCAUCACGCCAUCUGGCAGCGCAGUGACGGCGGGCGGCGCCUUCGAGUUGUUUUCAACGACUCGAGCCCCACCUCAACGGGAUACAGUCUGAACGACGCUCUCUAUCCAGGGCCCAAAUUACAAAAUGACAUUGUCAGUGUCCUCACUCGGUGGAGAUUUUACCGAGUAGCCUUCUGUGCAGACAUCAAGAUGAUGUUCCGUCAGAUACAAAUCCGAAAGGAGGACGUGCAUUUACGAGUCAUCUGGAGUCAAGGUGAAAAUGAGCCUGAGACUCACUAUGUCUUGCUUACAGUCACCUACGUAGAGGCUAGCGCACCUUAUUUAGCGUUGAAGACUCUAACGCAACUGUGCGAGGACGAAGGAGCUGCCUUUCCUGAAGCAGUUGACGCUGUCCGCCGAAAUCUUUAUGUCGACGACUUCUUGACCGGCGCAGACGACGAGGACACGGCGAGAAAGCGCAGAGAUCAACUGGUUCAACUUCUGAAGGCGGGCGGCUUCGUACUCAAGAAGUGGGUCUCAAACACGCCAUCUCUUUUGCACGAUUUGAAAGUCGAAGAUUUGCUGCGACCGAGCUGGCUUCACUUCACCAUGGAUGAUCCAGUGAAUGAGUUGGGAACUGCUUGGGAUCCGAGUGCUGAUUGCUUUCGGUUUUCCCCCCCUGCAUUCAACAAGAGUGAUACACUGACAAAGCGUCGUGUCCUGGCUGAAGCGGCUCGGCUUUUCGACCCUGCUGGCUGGCUGUCACCCAUUAUUGUCGUGGCCAAAAUGCUUAUUCAAGACCUUUGGAGGGCGAAGCUAACGCGGGAUGAGCCACUGCCGGCAUCUUACGCCAAGCGAUGGGAGUCAUUUCGCUCCAAGCUGUCUGAAGUCUCCCUACUUACCCUUACUCGAUGGCUUCAAUCGUCCCCAGCCAGUUCGAUCCAACUACACGCCUUUGCCGACGCCAGCAGAAGAGCCUUGGCGACGGUGAUCUACAUCAGAGUCGAGCAGGAAUCUGGCACGGUAAAUGUGAGUCUCAUCGGUGCGAAGACAAAGCUUUCUCCGAUCAAAAGUCUCGUUCCACUGGAGCGACAGAAUACACGGAUGACUAUUCCCCGAUUAGAGCUGAGAGCUGCUCUUCUUGCUGCUCGCCUACUCAGACUCGUGGAUGCGAGCUUGACGAUCUUGGAUUGCACGUAUUACCUUUGGAGUGACUCGAGCACGGUACUCAGCUGGCUAUGCUCCAGCGAGCCUGUUGGGAACGAUCUUGUCGACAAUUAUGUCCAUCACAUUCAGGAACUCACAGCUCACGGUACCUGGCGCUACGUUCCCUCCAGCGACAACCCGGCUGACAUCACUACCAGGGGUGUGGAACCUUCGACUCUUCAACACAACACCCUCUAA